Molecule: messenger RNA, 2352 nt
Organism: Marmota flaviventris (yellow-bellied marmot)
Lineage: Eukaryota; Metazoa; Chordata; Mammalia; Rodentia; Sciuridae
Gene: Znf526
Product: zinc finger protein 526
Biological process (GO): regulation of immune system process; negative regulation of transcription by RNA polymerase II; regulation of cytokine production
Cellular component (GO): nucleoplasm
Molecular function (GO): RNA polymerase II cis-regulatory region sequence-specific DNA binding; DNA-binding transcription repressor activity, RNA polymerase II-specific
Source: RefSeq, a predicted model, not a curated record
AGGGGCCGAAGAGUCUUGGGGCCUGCGCUAGGGCGGGAGCAGAACUGGGUGGAAGGAGAGCGCUCCUUCCUGUGUUCCCUGGAGGCGUUGGUGGAGCUCUUGCAGGGUGCAGGACCCUACCCUUGAGCGAGCUCUCACGCCCACCCGCCCCACAGGAAGUUAGUCGGCCUAGGAGAUGCUGGGCUACUUUGGACUGCAGUAAGCUUCAGAGUCAUAGAAUCACCAAAGACUGAGGCAUAAACACUGGAUUAAGACUUGAUUAUUAGAGGCUGGCACUGUCUUUUCCACAAUGGCAGAGGUGGUGGCUGAGGUCGCUGAAAUGCCAACACAGUCAUCAGGGGCAGUGGAGAUAUCAUCAUCCAUAUCAGGGGAGAUGGCGGAGAUGGCAACAGAAGUGAAUGAAAUGACAUCUGGGGAGGCCCUUGCUUCAUCCCUCUUCUUUCAGCACCACCAGUUCAUGUGCUCUGAGUGUGGCAGCCUCUAUAACACACUGGAGGAAGUCCUCUCACACCAGGAGCAACAUGUGCCCAGUGUGUCAGAAGAGGAGGCACUGACCACACAGGACACCAGCCUGGAGUCAGAUUUGAUGCCAGGCUCUGAGGAGGGGCCUUUCCAGUGUGGUGAAUGCAACCAGCUCAUCCUUUCCCCCAGAGAGCUCCUAGCCCACCAGGAUGCCCAUCUCCGGGAGUCUGCAAGCCAGAUCCAGUACCAGUGUGGGGACUGCCAGGAACUCUUCCCCUCACCUGAACUGUGGGUGGCUCAUCGCAAGGCCCAGCACCUUCCUGCUAUAGCAGUUGAGUCUCUAGUGCCAUCUCCUUUACAUGCCCCAACACCACUUCCUCCACCCCCACUGCCACCUGAAGUCAAGAUGGAGCCCUAUGAGUGUCCUGAGUGUUCUACCCUCUGUGCCACUCCUGAGGAGUUCUUGGAGCAUCAGGGUACUCACUUUGACUCCCUGGAGAAAGAAGAGCGCAAUGGCUUAGAGGAAGAGGAGGAAGAGGAGGAGGAUGAAGAUGAUGAUGAUGAAGAGACAGAGAAUGAGGAGGAGGCAGCUACAGAGGUUGCUGAUGAUACUAUGGGAGGUGACAAGACCACAGUUGGCCAAGCCCAGGGCUGUGGAGAUUGCCCCCAACACUGUAUCUCAGGGGCACGCCGGCAACACCGGCGAGCAUCUCGUGACCCAGCGUCAGCCACCUACCCCUUCCACUGCAGCCAGUGUCAGCGGAGCUUCAGCUCAGCGAACCGGCUACUGGCUCACGGGCGGGCCCAUGUGGGUGGUACACACGAGUGUACAACCUGCUCCAAGGUCUUCAAGAAAGCAGCUUCACUUGAGCAGCAUCUGCGGCUGCACCGUGGUGAAGCCCGCUACCUCUGUGUGGACUGUGGCCGCGGCUUUGGCACAGAGCUCACAUUGGUGGCCCACCGGCGGGCCCACACUGCCAAUCCAUUGCAUCGCUGUCGCUGUGGCAAGACAUUCAGCAACAUGACUAAGUUCCUGUACCACCGGCGCACUCAUGCUGGGAAAAGUGGAGCCCCCACCACUGCAGCAACAGCCUCCCCAGCUCCAGCUGAGCCCACACCUCCACCCCCACCCCCACCCCCUGCCCCAGCCCCACCUGCCCAGCUGCCCUGCCCACAGUGCUCCAAAUCUUUUGCCUCAGCCUCCCGGCUCUCCCGGCACCGGCGGGCAGUACACGGGCCUCCUGAAAGGCGGCACCGCUGUGGGGUUUGUGGCAAGGGCUUUAAGAAGCUGGUCCACGUGCGCAAUCACUUGAGGACGCACACAGGUGAGAGGCCUUUCCAGUGCCACUCGUGUGGCAAAACAUUUGCUUCUUUGGCCAACCUUAGCCGCCAUCAGCUAACCCAUACUGGUGUGCGUCCCUACCAGUGCCUGGACUGUGGCAAACGCUUUACACAGAGCUCCAACCUACAGCAGCACCGGCGGCUGCACCUGCGGCCAGUUGCCUUCGCUCGUGCCCCUCGUCUCCCCAUCACUGGUCUGUACAAUAAGAGCCCCUACUACUGUGGAACAUGCGGCCGAUGGUUCCGUGCCAUGGCAGGCCUGCGGCUGCAUCAGCGAGUCCAUGCCCGAGCCCGUUCUUUGUCACUGCAGCCUCCCAGAUCACCAUCUCCCACCCUCCCCCCAGCCCCUGAGCCUCAGCAAACUAUCAUGUGCACAGAGCUUGGGGAGACCAUUGCUAUCAUUGAGACAUCCCAGCCACUGGCACUUGAGGACACGCUGCAGCUGUGCCAAGCUGCACUGGGGGCCAGUGAAGCAAGUGGGCUAUUACAGUUGGACACAGCCUUUGUGUGACACAGCCAGAAUGCAGCAAUAAAGGGGUUUGCUUGCAA